Molecule: messenger RNA, 2202 nt
Organism: Tauraco erythrolophus (red-crested turaco)
Lineage: Eukaryota; Metazoa; Chordata; Aves; Musophagiformes; Musophagidae
Source: RefSeq, a predicted model, not a curated record
AUGGAGGAAGAAAAAGAAAUGGCAGCACAUUGCUCGAGUCAUGUGAUUGAAGAAAAACUGGGUAAUUGCAUGAGCCAUGCUAGGUGGAGAACAUUUUCAGACUUUCCUCUUCUGACUGAUGAGAAGUUUGAUUUUGACCUUUCACUCUCUCCAGCAAGUGGAAAUGAAGAUGAAGUUUUUGUUGGACCUUUGAGACACAAAGAAAAAUGUAUUGCUGUCAAUAUCGAAGCAAAAAAAAGUGCUAAAAAAAAGACUGUGCCUGCUUCUGAUGAUAAAUGCAUGUGGAGCCCACUUACAGGAGAGAAAUUUGUGGAAAUUUUCAAAGAAGCUCAUUUGUUAGCACUGCAAAUAGAGACUGGAAGCAAGAAUCAACAGACUAAAACAAGCCAAUCAGAAGAACGGGAAAACAAGAUGAUAGAAAAAUUUGUGCAGGACUCAAAGGCAAAAUUGAAAAUACUGGGAAAACAAAAUAUAGAGACAAGUCCUAGGGCUGUUAAAAGGGAGACAUACUGUGUGCAGGAUAGCCCAGCAUGUCAACUGCCGCCUUGUUUUCCGAAGGAAUCGGAUAAACUUUUGUCAGAUGACAAAACACGUGCUCUUCAUACUCCUCCAAAUAGAAGCCCAGUUAAAAUUCAUGCAUCUCCUACAAAAAGUGCCAAUUCACCUCUGACACAAGAACAGAAAACUAAGGAAAGAAAUACAAAGGGAACUGGCAAACUGCCAAUGGCGAAACCUUCAUCUACUCUUGGCAGAAGCAAUUUGUUGACUAUUGAAAAGCCCAAACCAGGAAAACAUACUAGCGUUUCUACAAAAAGAGACUCGAACAGUAUGGGAUCAUCUGAAGAUGUAAUUUCUGAUAAAUCUAGUGCUGCUUCAGAUGUCUUUGAGUCUUUGUUCAGUGGCGGUUUCUCAGUGCAAGACAAAAAAGCCCUUCCUGUGCCAAGUAAGCCUGACUUAAAGAAGAUAACACAUCUGAAACGUCCUGGUGUUGCCAGUGGUCUCACAAGAAAGACUACUUUGUCAUCUUCAUCAUCAGUUUCCAGCAGGAACUCAAGUCUGAAUUCAAGUUUACUCAUUUCUCCCACAGGAAAAAACGGAAAAUCAAGUGUGUCUGCAAGAGCUAGUGUGAGUGGCUCUAAGCUUUCAUCUAGUACAAACAGGCCGGCCCUUGUCAGACCUACCAGAGUGUCAUCUCUGCAGGUUGCCAAUACUGAGAAAUCCAGGAAGCAAGCAACAUCAGCUAGUACUCCCAAAAUGUCUAAUGCUGUAAGCUUGGCUAAAUCCUCAGCUUCUGCAACAUCAUCUGAGGCUGUAGGCACUGGAAUUCAGAGGCUGGGCUCUGAUCCCAGUCUGCAGAAGCUAUGUCAGCAGAAUAAAGAUGGAAGUGCAACAAAAGGAAGCCUGUGUCCAAAGCCCAAGUCUAGAGCUUUGUCCGUUCCUACAAGUCAAACUAAGGUUCCAGUGAAGAUUGGAGAUACCCCAUCAACCAAAUCAGCACCAAAAGCAACACCGUCUCUUGGACUAGCAUUUUGUGGCACACUUGGAAGUGCCAUGGCAGUCAGCACUCCUGUGAGAGCCUCAGAAGAAGGGAUCUUUCAGAAUACUUGUUUUCCUGAGAGGUCUGUCUCCAUGACUCCUGCCAGUCUGAAACGGUCUGGCAUACCUACACCUCUUCGUCGUAUCUCAGGAUUUCCAGCAGUGACUCCUAAAACUGCACCAAGAAUGGCCUUUUCUCCAUAUGUUGCACCUGUUCGCCGAAGUUCCAGCUUUUCUACCAAAAAGACUCUUACAGCUGGUUCUAAACAGACAAAAGAGAGUAAGACACAGAUAUCUUCUUCAGAAGAUGACAUAUCACCUCCACCUGUGCUACCUCUUGCGCUUAACUUCUCACCAGAAAAAAAUGAUACAGAAGCAGUAGAAAACGAAUUAAAAGAGGCUGAAGUACAAAAUCAGCUGGCUGAAGAGAAACAAACUGAGGCCUUACUAGUAGAUAUUGGAGUAGACAAAUCUCUCUCACACACUUUAGAAUGUGAAAGUAGACCUCUGAUUGAUCUUUCCAAUACUCCUGAAGUAAAUAAGAUUACUUCCCUAAAGCCUACGUUCUCAGAGCAGGUAAAGCUAAUUGAUUUGAGUUCGCCUCUUAUCACUCUGAGUCCUGAUGUAAACAAAGAAAAUCUGGAUUCCCCUCUACUCAAGUUCUGA